Messenger RNA from Colletotrichum karsti, 219 nucleotides. RefSeq lists its product as uncharacterized. NCBI's taxonomy places the organism in Eukaryota, Fungi, Ascomycota, Sordariomycetes, Glomerellales, Glomerellaceae. Bases 1 to 219 code for a protein of 72 amino acids. The transcript has a single exon. The record is from RefSeq and is a predicted model, not a curated record.
AUGAAGACCAGCACCCGCCGCAACGGCCCGCAGGCAAUCUCCAGCGCUCCUGCACCCCCGACCGCAUCCGACAUCCUCAUCGAGAUGUUCAGGCUGGAGACCGAGCGAAUGAUGCAAGAGAUCAUGGGCGUCAGCUUCUAUCAAAAUAUGGGGUACAGGCCCUUGACCCGACCCAGAGCCGUCGGACCUCAAGGCCGCCGCAACAGAUCCAUCUUCUGA